CUUGGCCUCAGGAUGCCCCUUCUCGUGCGGCGGGUAUGGUCGGGAAAGGCCAGACCCAGGUCUACCUUCUUGAAUCCCUGCCUGAUGGGAAGGGACUGUCUGUUGAGAAAGAGAGGACAUCUGUGCUCCUGACAACCUAAUUCCAGAAUUUCAAGACAUAUGCUGGGCUAACUCUGGGGCCAUGAUGUUGCCUGAUUCUUCUGUACUAUGAGAGCAAGUCUGGGAGAAGAUUUUGCCUUCAGAGAAUGAGAAAGAUAUGGAGACCAUGAAGAAAUUGUCUCAAAAUAAUAAGGCAAAAGGUUUGCAUUCUAAUUAUAUUUACUGGCCCCAAGAGAAGGGAAGGGCCCAAGUGCUGGCACCAGUUACAUUUAGGGAUGUAGCUGUGAUCUUCACAGAGGCAGAAUGGAAGAGAUUGAGCAUGGAGCAGAAGAACCUCUAUAAAGAAGUGAUGCUGGAGAAUUACAGCAAUCUGCUUUCGUUGGCAGAACCAAACCCAGAAAUCUAUCCUUGUUCCUCCUGUCUUCUGGCCUUCUCCUGUCAGCAGUUCCUCAGCCAACAUGUGUUUCGGAUCUUCCUGGGCUUAUGUGCAGAUCAUCAUCCAGGGAAUUCCAGACCAGGGCAUCAGGAACAGCAGGAGCAGCAGUAUUCUGAUCAAAGCUGCUGCAGUAAAAAGACAGAUCAAGAGGAAGAAGCUGGCUCUAAACUUUUGUCUGCAAAGACAGAGGAGAGAGAGACCUCAAGGGCAUCCUGUAGCCCACUCCAAGGACAGUCAGCAAGUCCUAGAGAAGGCAAUGUGGUGGUGGAAGCAGAGCGCAUCUCAGCCCAAAGAGUAAACCUAGUGCAAUCAGACAGAGGAUCAAAGGAAUUAGACACCUUAAGAUUUGGAGCAGUCAACUGUAGAGAGUUUGAAUCAGACUGUAACUUGGAAUCAAACUUUAUUACAAACCCAAGGGUACUCUUCCGGGAGAAGCCCUAUGUUUGCAGUGAUUGUGGGCCAGGCUUUAAAGACAGGUCAAUCCUUAUCAGACACCAUUGGACACAGUCAGUGGAGAAGCCUUAUGUGUGCGGUGAGUGUGGCCGAGGCUUUAGCCAGAUGUCUGUCCUUAUUAACUGCCAAAGGACACACACGGGUGAGAAGCCAUAUGAGUGCAGUGAGUGUGGGCGAGGCUUUAGCCAAAAGUCCAACCUCACCAGACACCGGCGAACACAUUCAGAAGAAAAGCCUUAUUUGUGCAGAGAAUGUGGGCAAAGCUUUAGAAAUAAGUCCAUCCUCAGUAGACAUCAGUGGACUCACUCAGGGGAGAAGCCCUAUAUGUGCAGUGAGUGUGAGCGAGGCUUUAGCCAGAAGUCAUCCUUCAUCAGACACCAGAGAACACACUCAGGUGAGAAACCCUACAUUUGCCUGGAAUGUGGACGAGGCUUUAGUGAUAAGUCAACCCUCAGAAAACAUCAGAGGACGCACUCAGGGGACAAGCCUUAUGUUUGCAGGGAGUGCAGGCGAGGCUUUAGCCAAAAGUCAAACCUGAUUAGACACCAGAGGACACAUUCAAAUGAAAAGCCUUACAUUUGUAGGGAAUGUGGGAGGGGCUUUUGUGACAAGUCAAACCUCAUUGUGCAUGAGAGGAUGCACUCAGGAGAGAAGCCUUACACGUGCAGUGAGUGUGGCCGAGGCUUUAGCCGAAAGUCCCUCCUCCUCGUCCACCAGAGGACGCACUCAGGGGAGAAGCAUUAUGUUUGCAGGGAGUGUGGGCGAGGCUAUAGCCAAAAGUCAAACCUGAUUAGACACCAGAGGACACAUGCUAAUGAAAAGCCUUAUGUUUGUGGGGAAUGUGGGAGGGGCUUUUGUGACAAGUCAGCCCUCAUUGUGCAUGAGAGGACACACUCAGGAGAGAAGCCUUACAUUCGCCGAGGCCUUACAAGUGCCAAGUCUGACCGUGGCCGAGGCUCUAGCCAGAAGUCACUCCUUGUCUCCCAGAGGACACACUCAGGGGAGAAGUGGUACGUUUGCAGGGAGUGUGGGCGAGGCUUUGGCUACAAGUCCAAUCUCAUCAGACAUCAGAGGACACACUGAAGGGAGAAGCCUUGUAUAUGCAGGGUAUAUGCAGGGGUCGUGGGCAGACUUGAGCAGUCAGACUUUAUGCUACACCAGAGAGAGACACAGGGAGUAGUUCCCACGUGUGCCCGGUGUGAGUGAAGUUUCAGAGAUGUGUCACCCGCAUCAAGCACUGAGGGACAUGUACAGGGGAGGAGCCUGUGGCCAUAAGUCACCCUCCAGCAUGCACGAAAGGACACACUUGGGACAAAUUUGUAUGUGCAGGGACUGUGGGUGAGGCUUCAGCAAUGAGUCAACAUUUAUUGAAAGUCUAGUGGCAGAUGCUGGGAAAAGUGUCAACAUUUUCAGGGAGUGUGUGAGCCUCCAUGAAAGAACAGUCAGGCACAAGAUGGUGCACUUAGGAAGAGUCUUUAUUUGCAGAGAGUAUGGGCAUGACAG
Otolemur garnettii (small-eared galago) is the source of this 2491-nucleotide messenger RNA. It is a transcript of the gene ZNF343, whose product is annotated as zinc finger protein 343. Lineage: Eukaryota; Metazoa; Chordata; Mammalia; Primates; Galagidae. Gene Ontology annotation, cellular component: nucleus. The transcript is spliced from 6 exons. Gene Ontology annotation, molecular function: RNA polymerase II transcription regulatory region sequence-specific DNA binding; zinc ion binding; DNA-binding transcription factor activity, RNA polymerase II-specific. The record is from RefSeq and is a predicted model, not a curated record. Gene Ontology annotation, biological process: regulation of transcription by RNA polymerase II.